GGUUACUGGCUAUGGCAGCCUCUGAAAUAAAUAGGUGUUUUGAAACUGCUCAGACACUGAAGAGGACCAGAGGAGUGGGCUGCAAGAAUGGCACAUGAUAAGGCAUCUCCAGUGGAAAGUUCUUGGAAAAUUGAUGAAGAAUACCACAUAGAUGAAGAUGUGGGCUUUGCUCUGCCAAAUCCACUGGAGGAACUACCUCACCCUUAUGAUGACUGGAUUUCCAUUGCUAAAAAUCUGCCAGCACUGAUUGAGAAGGACCAGUUACGUGCAGAAGUUGAGAAGUUAAAGAUGCUCAGCAUUGAUGACCUCCAAGGGCACAAGUCGCAGCGCCUGGCACAUCUGGCCCUGGGGUAUAUCACCAUGGCAUAUGUAUGGAAUAAAGGUGAUGGAGAUAUCUGUAAGGUCCUGCCAAGCAAUAUUGCUAUUCCUUACUGCAGACUCUCUGAGAAGCUGGGACUGCCUCCUAUUCUGGUUUAUGCAGACUGUGUCUUGGCCAACUGGAAGAAAAAGGAUCCCAGCGGGCCCAUGACUUAUGAGAACAUGGACAUUCUGUUCUCAUUUCCUGGUGGGGACUGCGGUAAAGGAUUCUUCCUGAUUUCUUUACUGGUGGAACUAGCAGCUGCUUCUGCAAUCAAAGAAAUUCCGAUUAUAUUCAAAGCAGUACAACAUCAGGACCAGGACACUUUGCAAAAGGCACUGAUUGAUAUAACUUCUUGUCUACGCAACGCCCUUGAAGUGUUUCACCAAAUUCAUGACUACGUGGACCCAAAAGAAUUUUUUGGUAUUCUUCGCAUAUACUUGUCUGGCUGGAAAGGCAACCCCCAGCUGUCAGAAGGUCUGCUCUAUGAAGGCGUCUGGGACACCCCAAAGAAGUUCGCUGGGGGCAGUGCAGCCCAAAGCAGCAUCUUUCAGUGCUUCGAUGUUCUGCUGGGGGUCAAGCAGAGUGCUGGUGAAAAAUCUGCUGCUGAAUUCCUCCAGGAAAUGAGAACAUAUAUGCCACCAGCUCACCAAAACUUUCUUCGCUCAUUAGAGUCAGGCCCCUCAGUCCGUGAGUUUGUCCUUUCAGAAGGUAAUGAUAGCCUGCAGGCAGCUUAUAAUGACUGUGUGAAAGCUAUGGUCUCCCUGAGAAGCUACCAUUUGCAAAUAGUUACUAAGUACAUUGUGAUUCCUGCACACCAGCAGUCCAUGAAAAACCAAACACCUGAAGAGCUAUCAGAAAAGGAAAAUAAAGGAACUGGAGGCACUGAUGUCAUGCAAUUCCUAAAGUCUGUAAGAAGAACAACUGAGAUCGCCUUAUUGAAGGAAGAAUAAUGAAACCUAGGUAUGGGUACAUUUUGUCAAGACAAAGAUGUCUGUGUAUAUUAAUGUGACUGCUCAUUAUAUCAGGCCCAUGAAUUAUUAAUAUGCAGCUUCUUAACAGUACAUUAUAAAAGAUUUCAAAAUAAUUUUUUCUGAUAUAUGUGCAUUGCUUGUAUGAAAACAAUAAAAAGCAAUUAUAUUAGAA
Equus caballus (horse) is the source of this 1504-nucleotide messenger RNA. It is a transcript of the gene IDO1, whose product is annotated as indoleamine 2,3-dioxygenase 1. Gene Ontology annotation, molecular function: indoleamine 2,3-dioxygenase activity; L-tryptophan 2,3-dioxygenase activity; metal ion binding. Gene Ontology annotation, biological process: 'de novo' NAD+ biosynthetic process from L-tryptophan. The record is from RefSeq and is a predicted model, not a curated record. Gene Ontology annotation, cellular component: cytoplasm. NCBI's taxonomy places the organism in Eukaryota, Metazoa, Chordata, Mammalia, Perissodactyla, Equidae.